This is a messenger RNA of Drosophila miranda, 1164 nucleotides long. Its product is annotated as protein argonaute-2-like. The coding region runs from base 16 to 1098 and encodes 360 amino acids. The record is from RefSeq and is a predicted model, not a curated record. Lineage: Eukaryota; Metazoa; Arthropoda; Insecta; Diptera; Drosophilidae. Gene Ontology annotation, molecular function: nucleic acid binding. The transcript is spliced from 2 exons.
UUCGAAAGUGUCAACAUGUCCCUGGCCCCCAAGGCAGAGAUACGGACGUACACGGACGCCAGGAGCCUGGACCCGAGCUUCAAGGAGUUCAAGGCGGGUCAGUACGACCUGGUGCUUGUGGUGAUCCCGAAUUCCGGGAACUUCUACGACAAGCUCAAGCAGAAGGCGGAGCUGGACUACGGAAUCCUGACGCAGUGCAUCAAGCAGGCGACCGUCGAGCGGAGGUGCAACGGGCACGUGGUGGGGAACCUGCUGCUGAAGAUCAACUCCAAGCUGAACGGCAUCAACCACACGCUGAAGGCCGACACGCCCGCGCUGCCCAAGAACGUGAUGUUCGUGGGGGCCGACGUGACGCACCCCUCGCCGGACCAGCGGGAGAUUCCCAGUGUCGUGGGCGUGGCCGCGUCCCACGACGCCUUCGGGGCGUCCUACAACAUGCAGUACCGCCUGCAGCGCGGGGCCCUCGAGGAGAUCGAGGACAUGGAGUCCAUCAUGACCGAGCACCUGCGGGUCUACCGCAAGUACCGCCAGUGCUAUCCGGAGCACAUCAUGUACUACCGCGACGGGGUCAGCGACGGCCAGUUCCCGAAGAUCAGGAACGAGGAGCAGCGAGGGAUGUCCGUGGCCUGUGCCAAGAUUGGAAUCAAGCCGAAAAUCUGCUGCAUUAUAGUCGUCAAACGGCACCACACGCGCUUCUUCCCGAGCGGCUGCCCCUCGGAGUCCAACAAGUUCAACAACGUGGAGCCGGGGACCGUCGUGGACCGCACCAUAGUGCAUCCCAACGAGGUGCAGUGGUUCAUGGUCAGCCACCAGUCCAUCAAGGGCACGGCCAGGCCCACUCGCUACAGCGUGAUCGCGAACACGGGCCGCCUGGACAUCGACCUCCUCCAGCAGAUGACCCACAACCUGUGCCACCUGUUUCCCCGCUGCAACCGGGCCGUCUCCUACCCGGCCCCGGCCUACCUGGCCCACCUGGCCGCCGCUCGCGGACGCGUCUACCUCACUGGCACCACGACCUUCGCCUCCCCCCAACAGGAGUACAAGAAGCGGUUGAUCGACCCGGCCCUGUCCAGCAAGAACCCCAUGUACUUUGUUUAGUUUCCUUUGAUUUCCAUUUUAAAUUUAUUCGUUGUCAGAAAUAUUGAAAUUAUAUUUUAUAAAAAG